Molecule: messenger RNA, 955 nt
Organism: Colias croceus (clouded yellow)
Lineage: Eukaryota; Metazoa; Arthropoda; Insecta; Lepidoptera; Pieridae
Product: fork head domain transcription factor slp2-like
Exons: 1
Coding region: 33-728 (231 amino acids)
Biological process (GO): regulation of transcription by RNA polymerase II
Cellular component (GO): nucleus
Molecular function (GO): DNA-binding transcription factor activity; sequence-specific double-stranded DNA binding
Source: RefSeq, a predicted model, not a curated record
CGAGCGCGCGCGGCUCGCGAUGCCGCACAAUUAUGAGUCCGCCAAGUUUCGCGAUCCGAGACCUUCUGCCGGAAGCGUCGUCGCGCUCCCCCUCGCCGUCCGACACGGAACUGGACGUCACGGGCACGGAGACGCCGCCGCCCUGCACCUCUACCGCGUCAGAUGAAAAGAAAAACGAGAAACCGGCGUACAGCUACAACGCGCUCAUCAUGAUGGCGAUCCGCAGCAGCCCCGAGAAGCGGCUCACGCUCAACGGCAUCUACGAGUAUAUCAUGAAGAAUUUUCCUUACUACAAGGAGAACAAACAGGGCUGGCAGAAUUCCAUCCGGCACAAUUUAAGUUUGAACAAAUGUUUUGUGAAAGUGCCGCGGCAUUACGACGACCCGGGUAAAGGGAACUAUUGGAUGCUCGAUCCGUCGUCUGACGACGUGUUCAUCGGAGGGACGACGGGCAAGUUGCGGCGGCGGUCCACAGCAUCGUCCAGGUCGAGGUUAGCUGCGUUCAAGCGGGGUGCCAUCCUGCACCCGAUGUUCGGCAACCCGUACGCGUCGCUGGUGGGGCUGUACCCGCCGCUGCUGUCGGUGUACGGGCGGUACGCGCUGCCGGGCCCGCUGCUGCGCCUGCCGCCGCCGCCGCCCAACCCCUACCAGCAGCUGUACCGGCGGCUGCACGGCCUCACGCCCUCCGCCAGCCCGCCGCACGACCCCGACCUGCUGAAACGUAGUUGACUUAUUCCCUAGUUUCGCGAGCUAUCCCUGAGCUAGCUCGCCGUAGACUUAAAGUGACUGUGAUAGGACGAUCGAUGUGACGAAAGAUGUGUAUAAUAAUUGCUAGUAUCUGUAAAAAGUGGUACCGCUAUUUAUUUAUUAACUUAAGAUUAUAUUUUAUCAUAAGAGGCUAAGUUAUGUGGAUAUGUAUUAUUUAUUGAUGCAUUUGUUUAAUUACGAAACGAAUA